This is a messenger RNA of Melanotaenia boesemani (Boeseman's rainbowfish), 1743 nucleotides long. RefSeq names its product tRNA methyltransferase 5 (gene trmt5). The transcript has 5 exons. Gene Ontology annotation, cellular component: cytoplasm; mitochondrial matrix. The record is from RefSeq and is a predicted model, not a curated record. NCBI's taxonomy places the organism in Eukaryota, Metazoa, Chordata, Actinopteri, Atheriniformes, Melanotaeniidae. The coding region runs from base 232 to 1527 and encodes 431 amino acids. Gene Ontology annotation, biological process: mitochondrial tRNA methylation; tRNA N1-guanine methylation.
AACAAGGAAAGUCUUAAUUGAAAUUGAAGAGUUUAAACUUUGCUGUUUCACCUUAAGAAAGAAUUCGUUGAAGUUUUUGCCAAAAUAUUUCAUUGCACCCAGAGCUAGAAAUGACUUCUCACCAGAAUCGUGACAUCUGUUGAAACUCAGCUAAAACUAAAAUCAGCCCCUCUGCGCCAGAACCUCUGCUCUGCUUCUCCACUUUGUCCUGGGUUUGCUGCGAAGACCAUAAUGGAGCCUAAACUGUACCAGCCCCCACCAGAGGUCCGGGGUAUGACCUCUUUGGACAAAGAUGCCUUCACACAGUACAUUACAGUCCCAGCUCUUCGGGUACCCACUGGGGUCUUGAAUAAAGUAGUAAAGAGUCUGAGAAAGUCCACUAUCCAGCGCCCAGGUGUACCCAGAGUGGUUCAAGGCGAAGAGGAGGAUAGUGGCUUUCGGCUAAUACUGCUGGACCCUCACAGAGUGUCUUCUCCAAGCUCGUUCAGUGAGGCUGAAGCCGAGGCCAUCAGGUCAUUCGGUGUCAUUGAGGAGCUGCACCACUAUGAGCUGAAGCUGACCUAUGACAACCUGAAGAGUGAAGAAGUGCUGGAGGCGGUACUCCCUCAGGGUCAGGAUGUUACAUCAGGGUUUAGCCGGGUGGGACACAUCGCACACAUGAACCUGAGAGACCACCAGCUUCCAUACAAGAACCUCAUAGGUCAGGUGAUCAUGGAUAAAAACCCUGGUGUCACCUGUGUGGUCAAUAAGACAAACAUAAUUGACUCAGCUUAUCGUAACUUCAAGAUGGAGGUGUUGGCUGGCGAGGAGAACAUGGUUACCAAAGUCAAAGAAAAUGGGGUGACGUAUGAAUUUGAUUUUUCCCGUGUGUAUUGGAACUCUCGACUGAGUACUGAGCACCUGCGAGUGGUGCAGCUCAUUAAACGUGGUGACACUGUGUUUGAUGUGUUUGCUGGUGUUGGACCUUUUGUUAUCCCAGCUGCCCGCAUGGGUGCCAACAUUUUGGCCAACGAUCUCAACCCAGAGUCUUACAGAUGGCUGCAGCAUAACUGCAAACUAAACAAAGUGGACAGCAAAGUCCGAACCUUUAAUCUGGAUGGCAGAGCUUUCAUCAGGGGACCUUUAAAGGAGCAGCUGCAUGCUCUACUGAAGGGAGAAGCUGGUGUUCAUGUGGUGAUGAACUUGCCUGCGUUGGCUCUGGAGUUCCUGGAUGCUUUUAAAGGUCUCCUGCAGGGAGAACCUCCCUGUGACCAAAACCUCCCCACAGUGCACUGCUACGGCUUCUCUAAAGAUGAAAACCCUAAAGCGGAUGUGGUGAAGAGGGCUUCCCACAGCCUCGGAUACCCUCUGAAGAACAAUUACUCAGUGCAUUUUGUGCGGAACGUAGCACCCAACAAAGAUAUGAUGUGUGUAAAAUUCACACUCCCCAAAGAAGUCCUCUUCUGCAGUGAUGAUGAACACACAGAGUCCUCAGAGGAGCCAGCCCUGAAGAGACAGAAGUGUGAAGAAACUACACACUCAACAUGAUAAUCACAUAAACCUGGAAGUAUCGGGAAAGCAAGAAAAUAUUAAGGGGAUGUUUUUUUUUCCCUCUCUGUAAUGUUUUAUCCUUAAUACACAUAUUCAGUCUUCUCUGGAAACCACAAACUAGUUUCUGCUUGAAUUUUGUGCUCUAAGAUUGGUCCUAAUUCUUUUAAUUUUUUGGCGUCACAAAUUACAUGUUGAUUUGUUUCAUUUUUAAAU